Molecule: messenger RNA, 1743 nt
Organism: Rotaria socialis
Lineage: Eukaryota; Metazoa; Rotifera; Eurotatoria; Philodinida; Philodinidae
Source: the annotation of a GenBank genome assembly
AUGUUUCGUCGUGGUAUAAAACGUCCACGUUUUAGUGUUGGUGGUCAUGGUGUUUUUGAACAUGACGAUUCAUCGAAUCAUUCAGGAUUUGGUAUGACGGAGUACGAAGAAGAUUCUUCAUCUCAACAACUAACAACAAAUAAUUCCGAUUCAAAUUUUCUCCUAAAUCAAAAUUCACUCGAGCGACCAAAACGUGUUCAAAAAUUGUUAACAAAACUUCAUACUGAAGAUAAUACAAAUUUAAAUGCAUGUCUCGAUCAUCUUCUACGUACUCUAUCACGUAAAGAUAAAGAAGGUUUCUUUCAAUAUCCUGUCACUGAUCAAUUUGCACCAGGUUACUCGCAGAUAAUUGCACGGCCAAUGGAUUUUUCUACCAUGAAAAAGAAAAUUACUCAAGAUGAUUAUUCAAAUGUAAUUGAAUUUCGGUCCGAUUUUGAAUUGAUGUGCGAAAAUGCUAUGAAAUAUAAUCGUCCAGAUACAAUUUAUUGGCGAGCAGCUAAGAAGCUGCUCGCAACAGGAGCGAAAUUAAUGAAUAAAGACAAAUUAUUAAGUUUUCGUCGUGGUGUUGAAUGUUUUACUCGUCUUAGUGAACGUGAAUUAGGCUUUCGUAUUGAUUCUUCAAGUCAUUCGAUGGAUGAACAAAUAACGUCAUCCAAUGAUCCCUAUGAUUCGUCAAUAAAUGAUCCUGAAAAUCUUUCGUCGGCUAGUUUGAAUCAAUCAUCUGUGCAGCGAAAGCCAAAAUUAAUAUUAAAACUACCGAAAUUUUAUGAGAAACCUCCGGCAUCAGUUGUACCCGAGGAAGAGGAUGACGAAGAACUAUCACCGGAAGAAACUCUCGCACAAGCUAAACUUGCUGCACAAUGCGCACAUGAAAAACUUCGUUUACGUCGUUCACUCUGUUCCUAUACACUUGUGUAUCAACGUAACAAAGGGUCCACAUCAUUACGUUUCAUAAAUCAAGAUGAUUCGAGUCAACAAAGUGUCGCACUUGUGGAACUAGAUCAUUUAUCGACCAAUGAAGAUAAUUUAAAUAUUUCUUCAGCGUUACCGAUUGUGACUGAAGAUGUAAAACGAAAUCAUUUACCAGCAAAAGAAUUUCUUGAAAAUGGACCCUUUUCAUCGAAUUCAUCACAAUAUGAUUCAACAUUUUCUUCUGUACCGAAAGAAGAAGUCGAUUUAUUAAUACAUACAUAUGGAAGUGAAUUUUCAGCACAAUAUGCCGUUUCAUUGAUGGAUUAUGUUAAAGAUGCGGGAGAUUUGGCAUUAGCUUAUGUGGAUAGAUUUUUAUCAGUAUUAACCAAUGGUGAACACGAUAAUCUUAUUAUGAAAAAACGAGAGAAACAGCCUAAACUAGAAGAAAGCGAAUGUAAAAUCGACGAGACAGCUGCAACGAAUAAUGUUCCAUCAAUCGAUCCAAUGUCAUCUGCCGAUGAAAUUAAACUGGAACCACAAAUACAUACUCAUCUACCACAUCUACAAGCGGACACAAAAUUAGAUGAAAAUUCAAAAUUGCAUAUACAAUUCAAUCGUUUGUCACAAUCAUCAAGUCAACUUCAUCGAGUAAUUUCUUCGCAACAGACAGAUGAACAAGCGAUUGAUUAUGAUUCGGCUGAAAAAGUUCUUUUUAAUUUUAACGAUCUAACAUCGCUAUCAAAUGGUCCUGAGAAAUUAAUCACGUCGGAGAGUAUACAUCAUAAUCUUGGUAUUAUUAGUAAUAACGAACCAUUAUUUGAUGCAUUGUAA